CAGUCCAUCAUCACCCACAACUUUUUUUUGGGUAUAAAAUUUAGCAACACAACAAUAUAAUACAUCCAUCCACUCCAAACUUUCAAUUUCCAAAUAAACAACACACAAAACGAUCGGCGGAGACAUGACGGCGGCACAAGGGAACUCCAACGAGACUCUUUUCUCUUCUUACAAGAUGGGAAGAUUCGAUCUCUCUCAUCGAGUGGUUCUGGCGCCGAUGACGCGGUGCAGGGCGUUGAACGGAGUUCCAAAUGCGGCGUUGGCGGAGUAUUAUGCUCAACGCACCACUCCCGGCGGCUUUCUCAUCACCGAAGGCACUAUGGUCUCUCCCGGAUCUGCAGGGUUCCCACAUGUGCCUGGAAUCUAUUCGGAUGAACAAGUAGAGGCAUGGAAGCAAGUUGUGGAAGCAGUUCACGCUAAGGGAGGUUUCAUCUUCUGUCAGUUAUGGCAUGUUGGACGUGCUUCUCAUCCAGUGUAUCAAGUUAAUGGAGGGUCGCCAAUAUCGUCAACAAACACACCCAUCUCCGAAAGGUGGCGAGUUCUUUUGCCUGAUGGGUCACACGGGAAAUACCCGAAACCCCGAGCAUUAGAAGCUUCCGAGGUACGUCAAGUGGUGGAGGAUUAUAGCCGCUCUGCUCUUAAUGCGAUCCGAGCUGGUUUCGACGGGAUUGAGAUCCACGGGGCGCAUGGUUACCUCAUUGAUCAAUUUUUGAAAGAUGGGAUCAAUGACCGUACUGACCAAUACGGAGGCUCCAUUGCAAACCGUUGUAGAUUCUUACAAGAAGUAGUGGAAGGUGUGGUUUCAGCCAUAGGAGCUAGUAAAGUUGCCGUGAGGGUCUCUCCGGCAAUAGACCACAUGGACGCAACUGAUUCUGACCCGUUAUCCCUCGGGCUAGCCGUUGUUGAUUUACUCAAUAAGUUACAAGUAGCUAAUGGCUCGAAGCUCGCUUACCUUCAUGUAACACAACCUCGCUACCACGCCUACGGCCAAACUGAGUCUGGAAGGCAAGGCAGUGAUGAGGAAGAAGCUAAGCUAAUGAAGAGCUUACGAACGGCUUACAAUGGAACCUUUAUGUCUAGUGGAGGAUUCAACAAGGAACUAGGCAUGCAAGCUAUUCAACAAGGUGCUGCGGAUUUGGUUUCAUAUGGCAGGCUGUUUAUUGCAAACCCGGAUUUGGUUUCGCGGUUCAAGAUUGAUGGAAAGUUGAAUAAAUAUAAUCGGAAGACGUUUUACACUCAAGAUCCAGUCGUUGGUUACACGGAUUAUCCUUUCUUGGCUCCUUUUUCCCGCCUCUGAGUUUUAUUAUCGAUGUUGUAAAGAGAACAAUAUAUUGUAUUAUGUAAGAUGACAUGUGUAACAUUUCGAAUUUUAAUAUACCAGAUAGUCUCUAUUUGAUUUAAUGAAAAAGCUUAA
Messenger RNA from Camelina sativa (false flax), 1414 nucleotides. Its product is annotated as 12-oxophytodienoate reductase 3. Gene Ontology annotation, cellular component: peroxisome. Gene Ontology annotation, biological process: jasmonic acid biosynthetic process; oxylipin biosynthetic process. The record is from RefSeq and is a predicted model, not a curated record. NCBI's taxonomy places the organism in Eukaryota, Viridiplantae, Streptophyta, Magnoliopsida, Brassicales, Brassicaceae. Gene Ontology annotation, molecular function: 12-oxophytodienoate reductase activity; FMN binding.